Messenger RNA from Mercenaria mercenaria, 5430 nucleotides. RefSeq names its product microfibril-associated glycoprotein 4-like. NCBI's taxonomy places the organism in Eukaryota, Metazoa, Mollusca, Bivalvia, Venerida, Veneridae. The coding region runs from base 368 to 1306 and encodes 312 amino acids. The record is from RefSeq and is a predicted model, not a curated record. The transcript has a single exon.
UCAAAUGGGUAGUAUUGUUUGACAGAAGAUGGAUCGUCUAUUUCUUAAUCUGUGUUUGUCGUUGCUAACAUUAAAGCAUUGUUCAUCAUUUAGUGUGAAAUACGCUCUGGAAAGGGUGGAUAGUGUAGAAAGCAGACUUGAAGCUAUUAGCAAGUUGCGACGUGCCGAUCUCGCGGAAAUAUUCAGCAAGAUGUAUGCAUUAGACAACAAAAUGAACAUGUUAAAUAUAAAAAAGGACAACUCUAACAACGAGAGAAAGAUGGAAAUAGUAAAUGGAAUAAAGAGCAAAUGAAUUGCUGAUUAUCUUCUAAAAGGGGCGGCUGCGGAAAAACUUGAAAACAUUAAAAGUAGAGAGAUACUGAACAAUAUGGUGAAAUCUGUUGCAGAUAAUAUUACAAACAAUACAGUGCAGUUACAAAACAAAAUACAAGAAUUGGAAAACGAAAUGGCAACGUUGGUAAAUAAAGAAUUGUUGGACACAACAGUGGAGAACAUGAAGAAACAAUGGGCAAGUCAGAUAGAGAAACAAUGGGCAAGUGAGAUAGAAUCACUCAAGUCUGAGUUAGAAACAAGGAAAGAACAAGAACAGGCAUUAAUGAAUAAAAUUGACUCAUUAACAAUUCAACUAAGUGAGUAUAACAAGAGUCUUAAAUAUCAAGAAAUGAAAACACAAGUGGAAACAAUUUUGUCAUGCUCUGACCCAACGCAUUUAAAACAGCAAAAAAGUGGUGUUUAUGUUCUACAGAAUGGUCUUAGAGUUUAUUGUGAUCAGGUUACCGACGGCGGAGGAUGGACGGUAUUCCAGCGUCGGAAAGACGGGUCUGUGGACUUUGAACGUAAAUGGGCAGACUACAAAGCAGGUUUUGGGGAUUUGGAAGGCGAAUUCUGGCUUGGAAACGACAACAUACAUUUGCUAACAGCAACUGGGAAUCAUGAGUUACGAAUCGAUAUGGAAGACUUUGAGGGAAACAAGGCAUAUGCAAAAUACAGGAGUUUCAGAAUAAAAUCAGAGUCGGACAACUACGCCAUUGAAGUAAGCGGUUACAGCGGUGAUGCGGGAGACUCUCUCAUCAACAUGCAUAAUGGGAGGGAAUUCUCUACGACAGACAGUGAUAAUGAUUGGUAUACCGAAAACUGUGCUAAGAACUAUAGAGGUGCGUGGUGGUAUUCAAAUUGUCAUGAUUCAAAUCUAAAUGGAUUUUAUUAUCAUGGUGCUGACUCCCCUGGAAGCAAGGGCAUUAACUGGUAUUACUGGAAAGGUACAUAUACAUACUCUCUGAAACACGUGGAAAUGAAGCUUCGGUAAAAGUUUGAUACUUCAUUAUCAAUGCGGAAUAUCUACACUCGGAUAUUUUACCUAAUUCGAGUGUAAAUGACAUGGCCAAAAUAGAUAAAUUUCAUUUUAUAUUAGGUGAUGGAUUCACAAAGUGUCUUCCAUCAAAUUUAUGACUAAUCGUAUGUUUUAGACGCUUUGGCUUGUCCCGGACUGACAAACGUUUUGAAUACCACAAGAUUUUAACAAUGUAAAAGUUGACUUCGUUUAAAGCAUAGUUUCCACUAAAACGGACUUCUAUUUCAUAAAAUUGUCAUGUAGUUACUACAUGUACAUUCAGUGAUAUUUACAAAUAUGUUAAAAAGUAGGAUUUAAACAAGCAAAUUCGAUGAAUUGGUAUCCCCCGCCGAAAGGGUAUGUGGUGAGGAAUGGCAAAAAUAUAUAUCCGGCAAAAAGUUAAGGAUGUUACUAAGAAGCAAAUAAUUUCAUUAGACAAAAUCAGUUUAACAGAAAACAAAUAUUUAACUAAAGAGUACAUAAUAAAUGUAUGAUACUUUGAUCCUGACUAAAGAAUUUAUUUUGAAUGGAAUGCUUACUGUAAUAAGCAUAGCUUUUAAAAUUAAAUGCAGUUAAUUGAAAUGUGAGCUUGAAGUUUAACUGGAACGAAUUAUUGUCUUUGAGUGGUUUUGCACCAAGUGUUGCUGUUUAACAUGUGCAUAUGAACUUAAAGAACACAAUCAAGUAAGAGGGGUUGAACGGGUGAAGACACAAGACUUCACAUGUUGAUUAUAAAUAUUGAUGAAAAAUUAAAAAGGGGGGUUGGGAGGGGGAGUGACCAAGGUAAGGUAAGGGGGUGACCAGUUGUGGGUGCACAACUUCACAUGUUUAUAAUAAAUGUUCAUGGAAAAGAAUGAAAGAAAUUCAAUGAAAUUCUACCAAAUGGUAAGUUUGUUAUGUACAAAUAUGUGGAUUUUUAUACAAUUAAGGGGCAAUAACUCUGAAGUAACAAAAUAAAUCCAAACAAAAUUGUGUGCGCACAUACACAUUAUGGUGAUCUAAAUUCUGUUUAAGUUUCAUAGUUCUAGGUCAAAUAUACUCACCACAUUAUGGUGCUCUGUUUAAGUUUCAUAGUUUUAGGUCAAAUAUAUCAAAAGUUAUGUUGUAGAAAUUGCCAUGGUAAGGGGGUGACCAGGUGUGGGUACAUAACUUCACAUGUUUACAAUAAAUGUUCAUGGAAAAAAAGGAAAGAAAUUUAAUGAAAUUCUACCUAAUGGUAAGUUCGUUAUGUACAAAUAUGUGGAUUUUUAUACAAUUAAAGGGUUAUAACUCUGAAGUUACAAAAUAAAUCCAAACAAAAUUGUGUGUACACAUACACAUUAUGGUGAUCUAAAUUCUGUUUAAGUUUCAUAGUUCUAGGUCAAAUAUAUCAAAAGUUAUGAUGCAGAAAUUGCCUUAUUUAUGGUACACUAUAUAGUUAACAUUAGAAACUUCUAAGGGCCAUAACUCUGGUGUUACUAGGGCAAUCUGACUGAAAUUUGACGGACGGACGGACGUUCCUACAUAUGGAUACUUAUGUGGCUACUCUUUUGUUCUCUCUGUUGUUCUUUUAGCCACGUAAGAGAAAAUAGUCACAUAAAAGCCUUACGGAAUGAAUGACAUCAAAGAAAAAGUACUGUUACCUAUUGUUCCUAUAGCCACCUAAGUAUGCAAAUGUGAGCUCCGAAGGACGGACGGACGAACAACGCCAAAACUAUAUCCCUCCAACUUUCGUCGGGGGAUAAUAAUAGGCAUGACACAGAGUUAUUGUUCGUUUUAGUAUUCAUGAGACAUGAGACAUUGAAAAACUUGAAUAGUUUGAAAAUGUUAUCGGUAGUAUAACAUUGAGUCAUUACAUGUUUUAUCAUCUCAUAUUGCUUAUCCUGGCUAAAUGUUUUGACACCGUCACAAGAUUUGUGGCAAGGAGAAUAUUAAAUAUCUGUAUAUUCUUAUGUAUAAUUAUAAGUAUAAUGUAAGUAUAAUAAGAAUACUUAAAACUCCUUAUAUAGUUCCUUGGAAAGUUUUCAAACAGAAGAUGAAGCAAGCGGGCGAGCGAAUACGUAAAGAAAAGACCCUGUCGAGUACAGUCUUCGUUGUAACGAACAUUUCAUAAUUCAAAAUGGCAUUUUAUCGAAAGGGAGAGCACUAAAUGACGCGUCAUGGGCAAGUGAUUCUAAGUCGAUUACUCAAACCACUCAGCUUUUGAAAGUCUUGACAGCCCGUCCGUUUAGCUCAAUAGGGAGAGCGCAGAUCUACGGAUCGCGGGGUCGUUAGUUCGGUCCCCGGGCGAGGCAUAUGUUCUCCGUGACGAUUGUGUAUGAAAUCGUUCGUUCUCUACCUCUGAUUCAUGUUGGGAAGUUGACAGUUCCUUGCAGAGAACAGGUUUGUUCUGGUACAGGAUCCAGGAUCCAGAAACACUGGUUAGGUCAACUUUCCGUCAUUACGUAGCUAAAAUUAUGUUGAAAAACGGCGUUAAACUCAAAACAAACAAGCAAAAAAAAAAUGUCUUGACAUUCUCCAGUGUAGCCAUUUUCCCUUUCUGUCUGUAACUGUAUACAUAUAGAGUUAAUUUCAACUUAAAAAAUGGCUCAACAGAUUUAUGAAUUUUUGACCGGAAAAAGUCUUUGCUUGAGUUCCCCGAUGUUCAAGACAUGUCAUGGUAUUUUUCACUUUUUGUUUACUCUGUUAGUUUCGUUGGAUCAUUUAUUUUUCCAAGUAUUUAUUCUGGAUUCACUAUACGUAUAUUUUCAAGUUUUCCAUUUCAAGUUGACAAAUGUCGAGAUGGUUCAAUAAUCUGAACCAAACGACAAGUUUUAACACCACAUGUAAUUUCGUAAUCCAUGUAUUUCCAUUCUAUCAAAGUUAUAAAAAAGGGAGGUAAUAACAAUUUUACAAACUUGCAUUUCUAAUCUCGGCUUCACAUGUUACUAUAAAUGCUAUUCUUUGACGAGUGUAAAACUUGUAAUAUGUUUAUCAAAGCAGCGGGGCAGCAGUAUAGAAUAUGAAAUUAAAAAAAAACAUAUUUAAAAACAAACGCCCAUUGUAAUAAGAUUAUGCGAACAUGUCCAUUAUAUGAUCAGAAUCUGAGUGACCACUUAUAAAUGAACUGCCUCUAAAUCGGACAUUCUGUAUACUUUUCAGACAGUAAAAAUAGCACGAACCUCAGUAGGAGGCCGUAUUUUUUACAGUCAUUGGUCAUUUUAAUUUAACAUAGUUACUACUGUUAUAUUUACAUUUUUUGUAUAUUAUGCUUUUAAGACUUCUAUAAUUGAAGGCCAUACUGGAAAUAAGUUGUAUGAUAUUUGUAUUUGUACGAUUAGUAUGUAUCCUUCAGAAAAUAAAAUUGUUAUCUUAAUUAAAGUAGUGUAAAAGAAAACCCGUUUAUCAAACAUUUUGCUGUUAUUGAUCUGCUGCACAAUAAAAAAGAUAUUUCUGUAACUGCGUAGAAGACAAAUUUCUGAUGAGAUCUUUUCGAUAAACACAGGUGUUUUUUUUUAUAUUCGUCUCUGACAUGGUAACUAUAUUUUGCAUAGGCUUUGUCACCCCCAAAGUCUUCCGUACCAAUUCAUAUGACAUACGAAUAUGUAUGUUAUCGUUUCUAAGCCAAAAUUCCCCUUCCAACUCCCCAAAGUCUGCUUAAUAGUAUGCCCAUUUACGUUCAAAGUCAAUACUGUAGACCUGUACCGUCAAUAGCCUGAUCACAAUAAAUAAAGCUAUACAACAAGUGUAUACCAUCUAUAACAUAAUGCAUCGUAUUGUUAAUACACAUAAACACGUUCAUCUUAUAUUAAAAUUCAUAUGUAGUAAUUGUUCAUACAUUCAAAUAUGAAAUUUGGGUUUGGUACACCUCUAAGAACGGUUUUAAGUCAUUUUAGAAUGUUCAGAGUGGGCUUCUGCUAUCAUUUCUCCAGAAUUCCCUAAAUACCACAGGCCGUUUCGGUUGCGCAAAAGCAAGACCCUUGAAUCCAUUCCAUUCGUAUGAAAUCGAAAAAAAAAAUCCCAGCUUUUAGACAGUUCAAUGUCUGUUUAAAUGUACGAUUAGAUGCGCUGUGUGGAUGGAACAGCAAAUAUUUUACGUACUCUCUUUGAAACUGAGCAGGUAAAUUUUUGUCCGCAAAUAA